UAGGAUAUCCUCCAUUAAAGUCAAUAAACAGUCCCGGACAAGUGCCAUUCUAGUUUAAAUAGUAAUGUGAUAGUGGCUGGACCAAUGUCUUAAAAUAUUCAUCAAUUAGGUUAUCAGUUAUUUACAUUUGUAAUUUUCGUAAUUUUGUGUACAUUUCGGUUAAGUGUAGUUAAGGUUAGUUAGAAAACAAGUGCCAAAAUAAUUCUGUUGUGCGACGUAUUGCGGGAAGUACCUACCUACUGAGUGAAAUAUUCGUUUUAAAAGUAUUGUUUUUUUUUAUAAUUUCUAAGGAUAGUGUGAUAUGGAAAAUUAAUGCAGGUUUGAGAGGAGCUGUUGCAACAGGAAGAGAAAAAAAUAGAUUGAAAUUUGGGUCAUGAGCUGACGGUGGAAGAAGCAGCAGACAAGAUGACGACGACGCACAGGAUGGCAGAAACGCAAGAGUUCGAAGAGGACACACUUAAAAUAAACCGUCACGAAAAUAUCGAGUUGCCAGCUCUUACAAAUGUUCCAAACUUAGUGAAUCAAUUGACUUAUUCAAAAAAUAUUGCUACUUAUCCCGAACGAGGAACGUGGAGUAGUAAAUUAGACUUCAUAUUAUCUGUAGUAGGUUUAGCCAUAGGUUUAGGUAAUGUGUGGAGAUUUCCAUACUUAUGUUAUAAAAAUGGAGGUGGAGCUUUCCUUGUUCCAUACUUCAUCACCUUAAUACUUGCCGGCAUUCCAAUGUUCUUUAUGGAAUUGGCACUUGGACAAAUGCUGACUAUAGGUGGUCUUGGAGUAUUCAGGAUUGCUCCCAUUUUCAAAGGAAUUGGAUAUGCUGCUGCUGUGAUGUCUUGUUGGAUGAACAUCUAUUAUAUUGUAAUUUUAGCUUGGGCUAUAUUUUAUUUUUUCAUGUCUUUACGUGCAGAUGUUCCUUGGAGGACUUGUAACAAUUAUUGGAACACGAAAUUCUGCGUAAAUCCUUACGAUCGCAAAGCAUUACUAUGCUGGGACAAGUAUAACCUCAACAACACUGUUAGUAAAAUGUGUCAACUUGACUCAUUCAAUAUCUCUGCAGAGGAUUUGACUGAUCCCGUAAAGGAAUUUUGGGAACGGAGAGCUCUUCAAAUAUCUAAAGGAAUAGAGCACGUUGGUGUAAUACGAUGGGAGUUAGCUGGUACACUGUUAUUGGUUUGGAUAAUUUGUUAUUUCUGUAUAUGGAAAGGAGUAAAAUGGACUGGCAAAGUGGUCUACUUUACAGCCCUGUUUCCUUAUGUACUUCUUAGCAUACUACUAGUACGAGGUAUUACAUUACCAGGAGCUAUGGAAGGCAUUCGUUUCUAUGUAAUGCCUAAUUUAUCCAAACUAUCAGAAUCACAGGUGUGGAUUGAUGCCGUGACCCAGAUUUUCUUCUCUUAUGGAUUAGGAUUAGGUACCUUAGUAGCUUUGGGAAGUUAUAAUAAAUUCACCAACAACGUUUAUAAGGAUGCCCUAAUUGUUUGUUCCGUCAAUUCUAGUACAAGUAUGUUUGCAGGUUUCGUAAUAUUUUCUGUAGUAGGAUUUAUGGCUCAUGAGCAACAACGACCUGUUGCAGACGUAGCUGCUUCUGGACCUGGUCUGGCAUUUUUAGCCUACCCGUCUGCAGUUCUACAGCUGCCAGGUUCGCCAUUGUGGGCCUGCUUGUUCUUCUUUAUGAUACUCUUGAUUGGGCUUGAUUCCCAGUUUUGUACUAUGGAAGGAUUUGUGACGGCCAUAAUUGAUGAAUGGCCCGCUUUGUUGAGAAAAAGGAAAGAAAUAUUCAUCGCUCUUGUUUGUUUCUUGUCUUAUCUAGUUGGACUGUCUUGUAUAACUCAGGGUGGAAUGUACGUGUUCCAGAUAUUAGAUUCUUAUGCUGUCAGUGGUUUCUGCCUUCUAUUUUUGAUAUUCUUCGAAUGCAUAGCGAUUUCAUGGGCGUUUGGUGUCAACAAAUUUUAUGAUGGUAUUAAGGAGAUGAUUGGUUAUUACCCAACAUCUUGGUGGAAGUUUUGUUGGGUAAUUGCUACGCCCUUCAUAUGUAUUAGUGUCUUCUUCUUCAACUUGAUACAAUGGGCUCCAGUGAAAUACUUAAGCUACGAAUUCCCACUUUGGGCACAUCUGUUUGGUUGGGUAACAGCAUUAACAUCUAUGAUGUGUAUUCCUGGUUACAUGGUAUACAUUUGGUAUGUCACUCCAGGAACUAGAGACGAGAAAAUCCGUCUGCUUAUCAGAAUAGACGACGAUGUGCAGACAAUAAGGGCUAAAAUGCAUCAUGAACAUGUAACAGGUGUUGCUGUGUGAUAGACUAAUUGUUUUUUUUUAUUAACUACUACUUAUAAGGGUUGUCACGAGUAAAAUAUUGUGUACAUUAUGUUUUCUACAAAACUUUUACAUUAUUUUUUUUGUAAUAACUUUAAUAAUUUAUUAUUGCAGCUGCCACAUUUAGGUACAAACUAUUGUGUACAUACUGUAUAUUUAAUUUUUUAAAAAACGGUAAAUUAUAUUUAAAAAAAUGUAAAUAGUUUUAGUGUUUAAAAAAUGUAAUAUUCUGUAAGUUACUCGAGGUACAGUAGAAUAUAUCAAUAAACAAGAUCUCUGCAAGUCAAAUACAUGCAGCAUACAUUUCAGUGACAAAAGAUUUGUAAAUAGAUAUACCUGAUGGUUGAGUAAUUAUAUAACAUUAGGAUUUUCAUAGUCUUUUUUGUAAUUUAAUUCAUUUCAAUUAUUUAUGAAUGUAUUACUGCAGUAUAAAAAUGUAACUUGAGGCGCAAUUUAUAAAUUAAAAAAAGUAAAAACGAAAUAGACCAUUUUUUAUGUAAUACAGUUAUUUCUGGCGUUUGCAAGAAGCCUAAUUAUUAAUUAUUAUUAUAAUUUUUACUUUUAAUAACAAUAAAUCAUCAUAUUUUUUCUUUUUGGGUAUAUAUUGUACUAAUUUUGUGAAUUAGUUUCUAGUCUAAAAAGU
This is a messenger RNA of Psylliodes chrysocephalus, 2953 nucleotides long. Lineage: Eukaryota; Metazoa; Arthropoda; Insecta; Coleoptera; Chrysomelidae. The record is from the annotation of a GenBank genome assembly.